AACACGGCAAAAUGACGAAAUAAAAUUGUGUCAGGUGAACUUAGAACGCUGGCAUCUUUAGGUCGCCAACACUGACUGAGCUGGGUUAGCUGUCCUAUGAGUUGAACUUCAUUGCUGCUAUCAACUCAUUGCAUCGCCCUCAGCACUGGCGAACUUUAACAAAGCUCCAGCCUUCAUCUGUCACCAGUUGGUCGCUCUCAGUGACCUAGUGUAUUAACGUCGAAGGCAAAAUGGGGAACACGAGCAGUGAGAGAGCAGGUAUGGGGCAGGGUGAAAAAGCCCACCGUCGUGACAGCCGUGGGGCCAAGGAGGGAGACCGGCCCAAAAUCCUGAUGGACAGCCCAGAGGAUGCUGAUCUGUUUCAUGGAGAAGAUAUUAAAGCUCCAUUAGAAAAGGAGGAGUUUCUUGCGUGGAGGCAGGAUUUGGAGGCUGGUGAUAAGGGGUCUGCCCUGGAUCGGCCUAUCGUGUUCCGCUGGACGGGUGCUGGGAGAGAGGUCUUUGUGUCUGGCUCCUUUAACAACUGGGCAAACAAGAUCCCUCUCACCAGGAGCCAGAAUAACUUUGUGGCGAUUGUGGAUCUACCUGAGGGAGAACACCAGUAUAAAUUCUUUGUUGAUGGACAGUGGACACACGACCCGACUGAGCCUGUCGUGACGAACCAGCUGGGCUCGGUAAACAACAUUAUCCAGGUGAAGAAGACGGACUUCGAGGUGUUUGACGCGCUGAUGGUCGACUCCCAGAAGUGUUCUGACUUGUCAGACUUGUCCAGCUCUCCGCCUGGGCCCUACCAUCAGGAUCCUUAUGUCCCCAAACAGGAGGAAAAGUUUAAGUCUCCGCCCAUUCUUCCACCACACCUGUUACAGGUCAUCCUCAACAAGGACACUGGAAUCUCAUGUGACCCUGCCUUACUUCCUGAGCCUCACCAUGUCAUGCUGAAUCACCUUUACGCUCUGUCCAUCAAGGAUGGAGUGAUGGUACUGAGUGCUACCCAUCGCUAUAAGAAGAAAUAUGUCACCACCUUGCUCUACAAGCCGAUAUGA
Molecule: messenger RNA, 1040 nt
Organism: Chanos chanos (milkfish)
Lineage: Eukaryota; Metazoa; Chordata; Actinopteri; Gonorynchiformes; Chanidae
Gene: prkab1a
Product: protein kinase, AMP-activated, beta 1 non-catalytic subunit, a
Exons: 9
Coding region: 231-1040 (269 amino acids)
Biological process (GO): signal transduction
Cellular component (GO): cytoplasm; nucleus; nucleotide-activated protein kinase complex
Molecular function (GO): protein kinase binding
Source: RefSeq, a predicted model, not a curated record